AUGGCUUCCAAGUUCGUCCCGAUACGAUUUGCCCAUUAUGGUCUUCUCUUGGCUGCUGUUGCUCUACUUAUCACUGUAUCAAGAGCUACCCCUUUAACGUCGACACACCCAAAAUUUGAAACUCCACGUCGUAUUACCAAUACAGAUCUGGUUGAGACCCAGUCUUCAAGCAACUAUGACGGCGAGUUGAGAGGUAUUUCCAGCAUGACGAAGAUUAAUAAUGUGGCUAAAGUAGGAACGAAGAAGCUGAAGAAAGUCGCGGAGGGUGUCAAAACCAAGUUGGCGCCUAACAAACAAUCCGCGGUUGACACGCAAUUCAAAGAGUUUGUAGAUAAGGUGCAGGGGGAUUUGUUCAACAACGCACAGUUCGCUGACUGGGUUAAGUUUGUAUUCAAAGUCUACAACCACAACGAUGAAGCAGCCCACGCAGCGCUGGUUACGACUAUGGUCGCUCACUAUGGCGAUGAAUAUCUUGCCAGUAUGCUAGCUGCCACGAAGGGUUCGAAUAUGAUUACCACAUUCAGGCUGAAAGAAGCACAGAUAAACAGCUGGAAGGCCAGUGGCAAAACUCCGGUCGACGUUUACAAGAUUUUACAUGUUGAUGCAGAAGCCAGUGAUUUGUUGAAAAGCCCGACGUUGAAAACGUGGAUUUCCUACGUGGUAAAGCUGAAAGAGAAUCCAUACGAACUGCUGCUAUUAAAUCUAAAAACGCACUACGACGAUGCAGCACUUGCGCAAAUGUUUGCUGUGGCGAAGGGAGACGCCGCUACGACAGCGCUUGCUGGAAAAAUGGAGACGCUGCUGCUGAAGAAGUGGCAGGAGAAAGACAAGACUAUGAUCGACGUCUUUCAACUUCUAAAGCUGAACACAAAGAGCCCUAAAGAGCUGCUGGUAAGCCCCGUGCUGAGCACUUGGAUGUCGUACACUUUACUGCUGAAGAAGAACCCGUACGAGCUGUUGUUUAAGGCGAUAAAGAAAACGGGCAUAGAUGACGCAGGACUAGCAAGGAUGGUUGGCACAGCGGAGCAAAUUGACAGCAACACUGCCCGCAAAAUACAGCACCAACAAUUCAAAAUAUGGAAAAGGGAAGGGAAAAGUCCGACGGACGUCUUCAGAUUACUUGGGCUCAAGAAGGAAGGAGACAAUUUGUUUGAGAGCCCUGUGUGGAGCACUUGGACAGGAUAUCUGGACCGAACCGACAGGACGGCCGUAUACAAGGAAACGAUUUUGGUCCUGAAGACACAAUUCGGGGACGAACGUUUGACGAACAUAAUCUCAAAGGCGAAGGACGUCGACAGUACCGCUGACACUGCAGAAAAACUGGAGCGGAGCUUUUGGUGGGCAAUGGGACUAACGUCAGAUGAUCUAUUUAAUCUUCUCAAAUUGAAGCAUAAGGGGUUUGAGAGCCCGGACUUGCGAAGCUGGGUCGCUUAUGUGAGGGAGCUGAACAGCUUUAGAAAAAGUCCGGAUGAAUUCAUGGUUAUUAAGCAGCUGGAGAAUCAUUACGGCGAUGUUAAGCUGGCACGAAUGCUAGCCAAAUCGAAGCAACAGGGACGAGUGGGUGGGUUUCUCAACGAGUUACAAUCGCUGCAAUUCAAAGCGUUGAUGGAUCGAGAAGUUCAUCCUACUACUCUGGCGAAUAAAUCGCGUCCCAAACACCCAAUCGACAACACCGUGCAUCUCGCUUUCAAAAGAUACGCGUCCCGAGCUCCGGAACCGCCAAUUUAG
Messenger RNA from Phytophthora infestans T30-4, 1728 nucleotides. Its product is annotated as secreted RxLR effector peptide protein, putative. The transcript has a single exon. Lineage: Eukaryota; Oomycota; Peronosporomycetes; Peronosporales; Peronosporaceae. The record is from RefSeq and is a predicted model, not a curated record. The coding region runs from base 1 to 1728 and encodes 575 amino acids.